ACGUGGGUUAAGCGAGGGCUGAGCUUGCGACUGUGUGCAGUUGAGUGCAAGGAGCCGAGCGAGCGAGUCUUCCUUUCAGGCCUCGCCUAUUGUCCAGCGGUGCUUCCCGCGGGUCGUUACAUUAAUUGAAACAGUCUUCCAGUCUCCUUCCUCCCCGCUUCCCCUCCUUUCCCCUUCCCUCUUCCCCUGCAAUCCUCGGUGCUCCUAUCCGGGCAAAGCUGCGUAUGGAAAAGGGAAAAAAAAAACAAAAAAAAACCCGGUCUGUUAAGCACAAGCAUGUGUGUGGAGCAGAUGUUGCAAGGGAGUCGUGUGGGAAAGUUCUUGCUUUUAAAACUCACAAACGACUUGUUAAUUUGCUCGGGGAUGUUUUAACCGUUUGCGGGACUGCCCUUGACUCUCGUGGCAUGAGGAGGAAGGCCCGACGCCGGGUGUUUUGUUGAGUACAGAGAUCUUGAGAGGCGGGUGUGCUGCGAUCCCAUGAGCUGCAGGCCAGAAAAAAAAAUAAAUCCCCAGAUUUCAGUGCUGUUACGAGAAGAAGUGUCCCAGCUUCAAGAGGAGGUUCACCUGCUCCGCCAAAUGAAGGAAAUGCUGACAAAAGACCUGGAGGAGACGCAUGGCAGCAAGUCGACAGAGGUGCUCUCUGCCACCGAGCUCAAGGUCCAGCUGGCACAGAAGGAGCAAGAGCUAGCGCGAGCCAAAGAAGCCCUGCAGGCCAUGAAGGCGGAUCGAAAACGCUUGAAGGCAGAGAAAACAGACCUGGUAAGCCAAAUGCAGCAGCUCUACGCCACGCUGGAGAGCCGGGAGGAACAGCUACGGGACUUCAUCAGGAACUACGAGCAACACAGAAAAGAGAGUGAGGACGCAGUGAAAGCACUCGCGAAAGAAAAAGAUCUCCUGGAGCGGGAGAAGUGGGAGCUACGCCGGCAAGCCAAAGAGGCAACGGACCAUGCCAGUGCGCUCCGCUCCCAGCUGGACCUGAAAGACAACCGAAUGAAGGAACUGGAAGCCGAGUUAGCCAUGGCCAAGCAGUCCUUAGCCACUUUAACCAAGGACGUCCCCAAGCGGCAUUCGUUAGCCAUGCCAGGCGAGACGGUGUUAAACGGGAACCAGGAGUGGGUGAUGCAGGCGGACCUCCCGCUCACGGCUGCUAUCCGGCAGAGCCAGCAGACGCUGUACCACUCUCAUCCCCAGCACUCUGCCGACAGACAAGCUGUCAGAGUGAGUCCUUGUCAUUCACGGCAGCCUUCCAUAAUCUCUGACGCGUCAGCAGCAGAAGGCGACAGGUCGUCCACGCCAAGUGACAUCAACUCCCCUCGACAUCGAACGCAUUCCCUGUGCAAUGGGGAUAGUCCUGGACCGGUACAGAAGAACUUGCACAACCCAAUUGUACAGUCUCUAGAGGACCUCGAAGACCAAAAAAGGAAAAAGAAGAAAGAGAAAAUGGGAUUUGGCUCCAUCUCAAGGGUAUUUGCCAGAGGGAAGCAGCGGAAGUCCCUAGACCCAGGCCUCUUUGAUGACUCCGACAGCCUGUCCAGCCCGACCCGCCUGAGCCUCAGCCUGUCGGAAGGGGAGGAGCAGGUCGACCGGCUGCAGCAGGUGGAGCUGGUCCGCACCACGCCCAUGUCUCAGUGGAAGGCCAGCACCGUGCAGACGUGGCUGGAGGUGGUGAUGGCCAUGCCCAUGUACGUCAAGGCCUGCGCUGAGAAUAUCAAGAGCGGGAAGAUGUUGUUAACUCUGAGCGAUGAAGAUUUGGCAACAGAGCUUGGCGUGUGUAACUCCCUUCACCGCCGCAAACUUCGACUGGCAAUAGAAGACUACAGAGACGCGGAGGCAGGCAGAUGCUUGUCUAAAGCCUCUGAGCUGGAUCACCACUGGGUAGCCAAAGCCUGGCUGAAUGACAUCGGCCUGUCUCAGUACUCCCAAGCUUUCCAAAAUCAUCUCAUUGAUGGACGGAUGCUGAACUCACUGAUGAAACGAGAUUUGGAAAAGCACCUUAAUGUGUCCAAAAGGUUCCACCAGAUCAGCAUCUUGUUGGGAAUAGAGCUGCUUUUUCAAGUCAACUUCAGCAAGGAGGUUCUGCAAGAGCGGAGGGCUCGCUGCGAGACGCAGAACGUCGACCCCCUUGUCUGGACAAAUCAGCGGGUGCUCAAGUGGGUGAGGGACAUCGAUCUGAAGGAGUAUGCAGACAACCUGAUGAACAGCGGAGUCCACGGGGCUGUGCUGGUGCUAGAGCCGACGUUCAACGCAGAAGCCAUGGCGACAGCUCUGGGCAUCCCUAGCACCAAGCACAUCCUGCGGAAGCACCUGGCGGAGGAGAUGAACGCCAUCAUUAGCCCAGCCAAGUGAGGUAGACAUUCCUGCCCGCUCUUCCCGCAUAACUACCGAGAGCAAGGUGCAUCCGGAAGGUGCAGUUCUGCGGUGAAUAUUGCAGGGGGGAGGAUGAUGGAAACCCCACAAGGAAGUCUGCAGCGCUGACUGCCACGGAGCUGGUCUCUGCAGGGACUUGCCACCACCAGCGCCCGGGGAGACUCGGGGGAAGAAGCGGGGCUACGAGAGGAGAAGGGACCAACAGACUUGGCAGGCCAUAGCUCCUCAAGGUACUCCUUUCCUCCAUGCAAACAGGAGAGGCUUUGUUGGCACCUUGCAACCCCUCUGCAGAAAGAACUCCCUGUGACCUCCCAGCAUGCGUCUCUGCUUGGGCCUGACCCAAACCCCACUCCAGUCAGCAAGCAGCCUUGCCCUACUUUGCCUAAAACUGAAAUUGUAAUGAUGCUGCCUGUGCUGUUUCCAAGUGCUAAUGGUAACUGUAGGUUGCUGGUAAGUGUAUUUGUCCUGUUUCAGUAACACGUUACAUUAUCUCGGCCAAGAGCGUGUUCGAGCGGUUACAGCAGGGGGAAAGGGAGUCUGAUCUCCUGGGCUCUGCUCUUGCUCUGCCACUGAUUCACUCUGUGAACUUGGGCAAGUCAUUUAACCUCUCCAUGCCUCAGUUUACUCAUCUGUAAAGUGGAUGUAAUGCUACUUACCUACCUCACAGAGAAUUGUGAGAAUUACUGUUUGUAAUAACUUGCUUUGUGACACACCAUGGCAGUGCAUAAUUUCAUUAAGUAUAAUAUAUUAAACAGCUGAAUACAUCA
Gavialis gangeticus (Gharial) is the source of this 3134-nucleotide messenger RNA. RefSeq names its product kazrin, periplakin interacting protein (gene KAZN). The coding region runs from base 478 to 2346 and encodes 622 amino acids. The transcript is spliced from 13 exons. Lineage: Eukaryota; Metazoa; Chordata; Crocodylia; Gavialidae. The record is from RefSeq and is a predicted model, not a curated record. Gene Ontology annotation, molecular function: protein binding.